Messenger RNA from Sinocyclocheilus grahami, 1446 nucleotides. RefSeq names its product calponin 1, basic, smooth muscle, b (gene cnn1b). Lineage: Eukaryota; Metazoa; Chordata; Actinopteri; Cypriniformes; Cyprinidae. Gene Ontology annotation, biological process: actomyosin structure organization; actin filament organization. Gene Ontology annotation, cellular component: actin cytoskeleton. The record is from RefSeq and is a predicted model, not a curated record. The transcript has 7 exons. Bases 113 to 997 code for a protein of 294 amino acids. Gene Ontology annotation, molecular function: actin filament binding.
GUGGAAAAGAAGAUGUGGCCCGAACCUUCCCACAUGAUCGGACAGUUGGACUGGAGGUUCCAGAUCUAACGUUACAUCGCCAUCCUCGCGUCUGAGUCAGUUGAAAAGCGCAAUGACAACGCAUUUCAAGAGCGGACCUGCUUUUGGACUGUCUGCGGAGGUCAAGAGUAAGCUGGCCCACAAAUAUGACCCACAAAAGGAGGAGGAGCUAAGAAUGUGGAUCAGUGAGGUCACAGGCCGCAAACUUCCCGAGAACUUCAUGGAGGGACUGAAAGACGGAGUUAUACUCUGCGAGCUUAUCAACACUCUUCAACCCGGUUCUGUGAAAAAGAUCAGCAACUCUCCUCAAAACUGGCAUCAGCUGGAAAAUAUUGGUAUUUUCGUCCGAGCCAUUCAAGAGUAUGGACUGAAGCCACAUGAUAUAUUUGAGGCCAACGACCUGUUUGAGAACGUCAACCACACUCAGGUCCAGUGCACGCUUAUUACACUGGCUGGGAUGGCAAAAUCUAAAGGCGUCCAUUCUAAAUACGACAUUGGAGUGAAAUACGCAGAGAAACAACAACGCAAAUUUGCUCCAGAGAAACUAAAGGAGGGACGCAAUAUUAUUGGUCUGCAGAUGGGCACCAAUAAGUUUGCCAGUCAGAAGGGCAUGACAUCUUACGGCACACGGCGUCACCUCUAUGACCCAAAGACGGGUAUGGAGACUCCUCUGGACCAAUCAACAAUCAGCCUGCAGAUGGGCACCAACAAAGGAGCCAGUCAGUCCGGCAUGACGGCCCCCGGCACCAAGCGCCAGAUCUUCGAUAAGAAGCUGGACAUGGAGAUGUGCGACACCUCUACCGUCUCUCUGCAGAUGGGCACCAAUAAAGUGGCAUCCCAGACCGGCAUGACGGUGUACGGUCUGCCGCGUCAGGUGUACGACAGCAAGUACUGCUCCAGCCCAAAUGACUACAACGGCCAGGACUCAGAGAUGGAUGGAUAUCAGGAUUCUGACUAGGAUGAACAGACAGCUGCCAGCACACUGCUUUUUUUAAAACUCACCUGCACUAUUUUUAAAUUCCAAAGUCAUGUCGACCAGUAGGACCAGCUUCAACUGUUUCCUGACACCACAGCCGCCGAUCAAAGCUGAGAACCUCAGUGACUGACCGUUCGUAGAAAACAAACUUAGGAGGAAUGUCUUUAACAUGUCUUUUACACACAUGCUUCUCACUUAUAUAGUUUUAUUAUUAUUUUUUUUUCAGUUUUAUUUGAUUUUAUUGCUAUUUUUGAGCGUGUCAUUUUCCCAUCUCCUGCAUGGCCCAAUUUUCUUAUAUGAAAAAAUAAUGCAGAUGAUAAAUGUGGAGGUAUUAUAUUUAUGAUGCCUCAUAGUUACAGUACAUAUACACUACUAGUUUAGAAUCAUAUAAGUAUCUCAUGCUCACCAAAACUGCAUUUAUUUGGUUAAAC